AUCAACUCUACGUUAACAGUUUUAAACGUGCGUAUACUGUUUGUUUGUGCAUGUGCUCCUAUUCGAGACUUCCUAAGCAUGUUUUGAUAAGAUCGAAAAUUGAUAGUAUCUUUACCAUUUUGAGCUGUUAUGUAUUGUUGAUGUGACUAUCAGUGGUUAAAGGCUGUCAGCCAAGAAUAUAAAAAUGAACCCACACCAAAGGUGACAAACAGUACAUCCUACGCAGUACAACUUGACGACUAUAAUUGCUGCAAACGCUACUUCGUAACGCGGCAAGCACAAACACUUGGAACCUAUAACAACUUCUUACAACAAACAUGUAUCGUCACUACGCUAUUGGUUUGCUGGCUAUCAUUGGCUUCAUUGCCGCCGCUAAUUCAACGUCGAUUAAUCUUUGCGAUGGUGUGGCCGACAACGUUUUUGUAGCGGAUAUCACGAACUGCAGCAACUACUAUAUUUGCGUUAAGGGCGAGGCGAUCGCUCAGCAAUGUCGCUAUAAUUACUCCUUUAAUGGCAAGACGCAAUCGUGUGAAGUAUCCAACGCAUCCUGCUUGGCUUGUGACCCAAGUAAAUUGUCUUCGGUAGGCUUGGAAAGGACAUGCAACAAAUAUGCGCUCUGUUUUGCUGGCACACCAGUGCUACAAGAAUGCGCUGACGAUUUGCAGUACAAUCCAAACUUAAACGCUUGCGAUUAUCCUCAAAAUGUGGAUUGUGUUGCAAACCGUUGUUCCAUUUAUGAUAGUCCCGAUAGUAUUGUCUACGCUCCCAGCCAGUCGUCGUGUACAAAAUAUUUCGUCUGCAUGAAUGGCCAACCACAAAACCAAACAUGCGUCGGUGGUUUGCAAUUUAACGCUGUCAGUAACCAAUGCGAUCGUCCAGCCAACGCAAAUUGCACUAUUGCCGCUAUACCCAAAUCACGUUCCUUCCAAACUGCCGCUGAGAUCGCUCCACGCAUGGUCAAUAUUAACUGCCCCAGUGUGGGUAUUCAGCAGAUUGCGCACCAAAACCUAAAUCAAUACUACAUGUGUGUUAACGGUAAGGGUGCACUAAUGACUUGCGCUGCCAAUCUGUUCUUUGACAAGGAUAUGGGUGCUUGCCGCCGUAAGGAGGAUAUCCUAAUUAACUAUUUUCUUUUUCUAGUGAAAUAUGUGCUGUGUAUUUUAGUGGCAUGCGCCAUAUUCGAUUUACUGAGCGCCGCUUCCAAUUCAGUGAACAUUUGCAGUGGCGUCAGUGAUAACGUGUUCUUGCCAUAUCUCGGCGAUUGUUCCAAAUACUAUGUAUGCAUUGGCGGUGCACCAAUCGAGCGUAAAUGUGACUAUGAUUUUCAUUUCGACGCCAAGGAGCAAAGCUGUACUUAUCAGAAUGUGGCGAAAUGUCUGCCCACCUGCACCAAUGCGCUAUCAUCCUUCUGCUACGAUCGCACCUGUACCAAAUAUGUGCUCUGCUAUGCUGGCACAGCAAUUAUACGCGAAUGCCGCGAUGGUUUGCAGUACAAUGCCGAGACAGAUCGUUGUGAUUUUCCACAAUAUGUGGAUUGUGUGGAUAAUAUGUGCACAUUAUUCAAUGAUCCGAAAAAUAUUACAUUCAUCAACAGCCAAGCGUCCUGCGAGAAAUACUACAUUUGCAUGGAUGGCAACGCUUACCCACUGACUUGUUCUAAUGGCCUACAAUUCAAUAAGGAUUGUGAUUGCUGUGAUUUCGUGGAGAAUGUUCAUUGUAAUUUAACUGCGGCGACGCGCAACAUCCUGUCGUAUUCAAAGAUACCACCCAGGCGCGCUGAUAUUGACUGCCCCGCUGAUGGUGCCAAUUUUAUUACACAUCCGGAUCCAGCCAAAUACUACUACUGCUUGAAUGGCAUGGGUGUUGUGCUUGAGUGUACGCCUGGACUACUCUAUGAUGCUGAGUUCGAAGAGUGUCGUGCACCAGAAAAUCUUUCACGUAAAUCUUAAAAUUAUAAACUUCAAAUAUUUGUGUACAUUUUUUUUUUUUUUUGAAAUAAUGAUUUCAAAUAAUUGCGUAA
Molecule: messenger RNA, 2020 nt
Organism: Bactrocera neohumeralis
Lineage: Eukaryota; Metazoa; Arthropoda; Insecta; Diptera; Tephritidae
Product: peritrophin-48
Exons: 6
Coding region: 318-1949 (543 amino acids)
Cellular component (GO): extracellular region
Molecular function (GO): chitin binding
Source: RefSeq, a predicted model, not a curated record